AUGGAAUCAUGGCAAGACGAUAUCAAUGCAUCGGACCCAGGCUCAAAAUGCUUCAACGGAGCUGGGAAAGAUCCUAGCUUUCUAUGUUUUCAUCCAAAUGAAGCUAAGGUGGAUCAUGCUCAAGCUCAAGUCAAUUUCAAAUCCAUUGAAGCUUAUAGGAUUAGGUCAGAUGAAGCAAAGUACUUUUACCAUAUAAUCGGAAAAGGGAAAACAGAAUCACGAGAGAGAGACGAGCAAGAAAAGGACCGAAUCUCACAGCUUCCAGGCGAGCCCAACGAUGUCUCCUUCUCUCACUUCUCUGGUUACAUCACGGUCAACGAGUCAGCAGGUAGAGCGCUCUUCUACUGGCUCACCGAGUCACCGACGAGUCAACACCCCGAGUCGAAGCCGCUUGUCCUCUGGCUCAACGGUGGCCCUGGCUGCUCCUCCCUUGCUUAUGGCGCCGCCGAGGAGCUUGGACCCUUUAGGAUCAAUCCUGAUGGCAAAACCCUUUACCACAAUCCCUACGCUUGGAACAAAUUGGCGAAUUUGCUAUUCCUUGAAUCUCCAGCUGGUGUUGGGUUUUCGUAUUCGAAUACAACUUCCGAUUUGUACACUGUCGGGGAUCAGAGAACCGCUGAAGAUGCGUAUGUGUUUCUUGUGAAAUGGCUUGAGAGGUUUCCGCAAUACAAGCACAGAGAAUUCUACAUUGCUGGAGAAAGCUAUGCAGGUCAUUAUGUUCCUCAGCUGUCACAAAUUGUUAAUCGGAAACGCAAUCCGGCUAUCAACUUCAAAGGCUUCAUUGUGGGGAAUGCUGUGAUUGAUGAUUACCAUGAUUUCGUGGGGUUAUUUGAAUACUGGUGGAGUCAUGGGUUGAUAUCUGAUCUCACUUACCACAACUUAAGGAUCACCUGUGAGUUCGUAUCAUCCGAGCAUCCUUCCCCUGAAUGCAGCAAGGCCAUGGAAGCUGCAGACAAGGAGCAAGGGAAUAUUGAUCCCUAUAGCAUUUACACUAUCACUUGUAAGCAGGAGGCUGAAGCUCUCAGGUCCCGCUUCUUGAGGGUUCGUCAUCCAUGGAUGUGGAGAGCAUAUGACCCUUGCACAGAGAGAUACUCCGGCGUGUAUUUCAAUUCUCCGGAGGUUCAAAAAGCUAUGCAUGCUAAUACAACCGGACUUGCUUAUCCAUGGAAAACGUGCAGUGACGUAGUAGGAGAAAAAUGGACAGACUCUCCUAUAUCUAUGCUUCCAAUCUACAAAGAACUCAUCGCUGCAGGUCUCAGGAUAUGGGUUUUCAGUGGAGACACAGAUUCAGUGGUUCCCGUGACUGGAACACGAUACUCCAUUAGAGCCCUCAAGUUACCACCAGUCUCCAAAUGGUACCCUUGGUACGACAAUGGACAGGUUGGUGGAUGGUGCCAAGUUUACAAAGGGCUAACUCUGGUGACAAUACAUGGAGCAGGACACGAAGACCAGAGUUUCAGUUCAUUGGCACUGCUAGCACAGAAACCUUCUGGUUCUGUCUUCUGUGAACUGUCUUAUGCAAAUGACGUAGCAGUGAGUAGUAGUGAUGAUGGUAAGGAGCAAAAGAUGAAGGACAAGAUCAUCUCUUUGCCAGGCCAACCUCCUCAACUCAAUUUCUCUCAAUUCUCUGGCUACGUUACUGUUGAUUCCUCUGCUGGACGAGCUCUCUUUUAUUGGCUAACCGAAGCCCCAAGGCCCAGUGGCACCAAGCCACUAGUCCUAUGGCUCAAUGGUGGUCCUGGAUGCUCCUCCAUUGCCUACGGUGCAUCCGAAGAGGUUGGUCCAUUUCGGGUUAAUCCAGACGGAAAGACUCUUCAUCUAAAUCUCUAUGCUUGGAACAAAGUGGCGAAUCUGUUGUUUUUGGAUUCACCUGGGGGAGUUGGUUUCUCUUACACAAACACGUCCUCAGACGAACUAACCGUGGGAGACAAAAGGACAGGGGAGGAUGCAUACAGAUUCUUGGUGAGGUGGAUGGAGAGGUUCCCUGAGUAUAAGGAACGGCCAUUUUACAUCGCCGGCGAGAGCUAUGCCGGACAUUAUAUUCCUGAGCUUGCUCAAUUGAUCGUCAACCGUAAUAAGGGUAACAAAAAACCCAUAAUAAAUCUACAAGGGAUCCUGAUGGGGAAUCCUCUAGUGGAUGAUUACAAUGACAACAAAGGGAUGCAUGAGUACUGGUGGAACCACGGGCUGAUAUCGGACGAAAGCUACGUUGAACUGACCAAAUGGUGCCUCAACGACUCCAUCCUCUUCCCCAAACCCAAAUGCAACAAUGCCCUGAACCAAGCCUUCUCUGAGUUUGGUGACAUCGACCCUUACAACAUCAAUCGCCCUGCUUGCACCAAAGAUUCAUCAUCGAAUGAAUGGAGGCAAGCAUGGAGAUAUAGAGGGAACGAUGAGUGCGUCGUGGGAUACACACGCAAGUAUAUGAACGAUCCCAAUGUGCACAAAUCUUUCCAUGCCCGUCUUAACCGCACUUCUUGGACUCCUUGCAGUCGUGUGAUAAGAAAAAACUGGAAAGACUCACCCAAGUCCAUGCUUCCCAUCCUCAAGGAACUUCUUCAAUCUCAUCUCCGCAUUUGGAUCUUCAGUGGGGACUCGGAUGGAGUGUUGCCUCUAAGUGGAACGAGACAUUCGAUAAAUGCAAUGAAAUUGAAGACCAGCAAAAGGUGGUAUCCAUGGUACCACGCACACGGCCUAGUGGGAGGAUGGAGCCAAGUUUACGAAGGUGGCUUGCUAACGUACGCAACGGUUAGAGCCGCCGGGCAUGAGGUGCCAUUGUCACAGCCUCGUCUCGCUCUUUUCCUCUUCACACAUUUCCUAGCUAAUCACACACUCCCCUCAUCUUCUUCUUGAUUAUACUUCUUUUCUUUCUCAUUUUACAUUUCAAUGUCUCUUUCUUUACCUUUCUUUUUUCCACUUCUUUCUGUUCAUUAUAUUGUACGUGGAGAGAUAUAUGAUUGGGCCUAAUCGCUAUCCUUGUGUUUAGUGUUCCCACGUUGUUCAAUCUUUCAUGUAGAUAUAAAAGAUGGCAUAUGUAAAUGGUAUUUCAUUUCCUCAUCAAAUUCUCAAAGUAGCAAAUGAUUUUGUAAUCUGUUUGUGUGCAGUCGCAGUUAUUGGAACUUAUAAGACAAACAUAGAAUUUUGACUCUCUCUUAUAAAUGUUAAUAUAAAAUAAAGUAGUACACAGAGAUCAAAUUCUUAUUCAAAAUGAUACCAAUCCCAAGUCCGGAACUCCUUCGCUCAUAAAUAUAUAUUUUAGAGGCCCCAAUCCCUACAAAAGAAACAAACCAGUUGUAGACGGAUUUGGCGGUGGAGGAGACGGUAUCGACGGCAGGACCGGCAUGUUCGUUGAAGAAUUUGGUAACGUCGUUCGUGGCUGUGUCUAGCCUCUGUCCGAUCGUUGGAGUUUCCUCAGCCGAGACCAACAACAUCAUUGACACAAGCAACAUCAACGACAACACCAAUGCCACCUUCUUCUCCAUUUUGGUCCCCAAAACGUAUAUUCUCUUCUUUUUUUAACAAAAAAAAAAGAGAGUUACUUCUCAAAUAAAAUAUUUUUUUUGAGGGAAAAUUUUCUUUUAAAAGUUGCAUGCCUCUGUCUAUAUAUAUAACCUGCUCUUUCUG
This is a messenger RNA of Thlaspi arvense, 3624 nucleotides long. Lineage: Eukaryota; Viridiplantae; Streptophyta; Magnoliopsida; Brassicales; Brassicaceae. The record is from the annotation of a GenBank genome assembly.